Sparassis crispa is the source of this 1602-nucleotide messenger RNA. RefSeq names its product High-affinity glucose transporter ght2. The coding region runs from base 1 to 1602 and encodes 533 amino acids. Gene Ontology annotation, cellular component: membrane. Gene Ontology annotation, biological process: carbohydrate transport; transmembrane transport. The transcript is spliced from 16 exons. Gene Ontology annotation, molecular function: carbohydrate:proton symporter activity. Lineage: Eukaryota; Fungi; Basidiomycota; Agaricomycetes; Polyporales; Sparassidaceae. The record is from RefSeq and is a predicted model, not a curated record.
AUGCCUCUUUUCUACACGCAAGGUGUACCCAUUGGGUGGGUGGCAGUUAUGCUCGCCGUGGUAGCUUCCAUGGGCGGUUUCAUCUUCGGAUAUGACACGGGUCAAAUAUCCGAUAUCCUUCUCAUGGACGACUUCUUGCUCCGUUUCUCCAAAUGCACGACUCCUGGGGACGUUAGCACAUGCGCCUUCUCCACGGUCCGCGAAGGCCUCAUUGUCUCGCUCCUCAGUAUCGGUACGUUGGCUGGUGCCCUCUUCGGUGCCCCAACUGCGGACUAUCUCGGUCGUCGCCUCGCGAUGACCGCGGAGUGUGUAAUGUUCAUGAUCGGUGUGAUCAUCCAAAUCACAACAACACAUACUUGGCAACAGUUCGCCGUAGGACGUCUCAUCAGUGGCUUGGGUGUAGGAGCACUCAGUGCGGCUGUCCCAAUGUACCAAUCCGAGACGGCUCCACCUCAAAUUCGUUCAGCGCUUACUGCGACGUACCAACUUUUCAUCACCUUCGGUAUUCUUAUCGCCUACUGUAUUUCAAUUGGGACGCGAUCCAUCCAUAAGUCGGGAUCGUGGCGGACUGUGGUCGGUAUUGGCUUUAUCUGGCCGAUCAUCCUUGGUGUCGGAAUCCUUUUCAUGCCUGAGAGUCCCAGAUGGCUUACCACGAGAGGACGGCUUUCCGAAGCAAGACAUUCGAUGGCUAUUGUGCGUGGUGUCCCCGACGCAGAGGCUGAGGAUCAUUUCGUCAUUACCCGCGAGAUGGAGGAUAUGAAGGAAGCGGUAGAGCAGGAGAAGAAGGAGCAAGCUGGCUGGAUCGAUUGUUUCAAGCCAGAGCGGCAGCAGCUGUACCGCACAAUUCUCGUUGCGGUGCUUCAGAUGUUCCAGCAACUCACUGGUGCCAACUACUUCUUCUACUACGGUGCCACAAUCUUCAAAUCCGUCGGUAUUAGCGAUUCCUACGUCACCCAGAUCAUCCUUGGCGCUGUCAACUUCGUCUGUACGUUUGGCGGCAUGUGGAUCAUGCAUAGGUAUGGUCGUCGGUGGCCGCUCAUGAUUGGUGGGUGUUGGCAAUCGGCCUGGUUGUUCGUAUUUGCUGCAGCGGGUACCGCGAAGGAUCCUAUUGGCAACAAGGGUAUUGGCAAACUCAUGAUUGUUAGCGCUUGCCUCUUUAUCUUCGGCUAUGCACAGACUUGGGCACCCGGCGUCUGGAUUUUAACCGGUGAGACGUUCCCCACUCGCCUGCGUGCCAAGCAAGCAUCUAUCGCCACUGCGAGCAACUGGCUCUGGAACUUCCUCCUCGCCUUCUUCACACCGUUCAUUGUCAAGGACAUUGCUUAUCGCUACGGCUUCGUUUUUGCUUCCUGUAACCUCGCUGGAGCCGUCAUCGUAUUCUUCUUCCUCUAUGAGUCGUCGGACUUGUCGCUCGAAAACGUCGACAUGAUGUACUGCGAUCCUAACUGCAGACCGUGGACCUCCAGCAACUGGGCGCCCGCCGGCUAUACCUCGCAUAAGGAUUUGGUCGAGAAGACGCGUGAGGCCGAGCAGCACAAGCCGAUUUCGUCGGGGCGCGAGGAAGCUCGCCUUGAAAAGUCGGGGGAGCCCCAGAACGUGUAA